Molecule: messenger RNA, 1881 nt
Organism: Myotis lucifugus (little brown bat)
Lineage: Eukaryota; Metazoa; Chordata; Mammalia; Chiroptera; Vespertilionidae
Gene: TRMT9B
Product: tRNA methyltransferase 9B (putative)
Exons: 4
Coding region: 177-1538 (453 amino acids)
Biological process (GO): tRNA wobble uridine modification
Cellular component (GO): cytoplasm; nucleus
Molecular function (GO): tRNA binding; S-adenosylmethionine-dependent methyltransferase activity
Source: RefSeq, a predicted model, not a curated record
UGUCCCCUGCACAGUGGCUCAUCAUGUGAAGGAAUCUCUACUUGAUGUCACCCUAGUACUUUUCAACUUUCACACUGAGAAGGUCGUGAGCAACAACUGUCACUCUCUGAGGGUGGAAACUGCCAUGAUUCACAAAGACAAGAAGUAAUUUUCCUGUAAUCACAAGAUGACUCAGGAUGGACCAUGAGGCGGCCCAGCUGGAGAAGCAGCACGUGCACGACGUGUAUGAGAGCACCGCCCGGUACCUCAGCGACCUGCAGGGCAAAGCCUGGCCCCGCGUCCGCCAGUUCCUCCAGGACCAGGAGCCCGGCAGCCUCAUCGCCGACAUAGGUUGUGGGACUGGAAAGUACCUUAAAGUGAAUAGCCAGGUACAUACCCUGGGCUGUGACUAUUGUGGGCCGUUGGUAGAGAUUGCCCGGAGUAGGGGAUGUGAAGUCAUGGUAUGUGACAACCUUAAUCUCCCCUUUAGGGAUCAGGGCUUCGAUGCCAUCAUCUCCAUAGGAGUUAUACAUCAUUUUUCUACAAAACAAAGAAGAAUCCGAGCAAUAAAGGAAAUGGCCCGCGUCUUGGUUCCCGGAGGCCAGCUGAUGAUUUACGUUUGGGCCAUGGAACAAAAGAACCGGCACUUUGAGAAGCAGGAUGUGCUGGUUCCGUGGAACAGGGCCUUAUGCUCCCGGCUCCUCUGUGAAUCCAGCCAGCCUGGGAGAAAGAAGCAGUGUGGACAUCUAGAGAGAAGCCACCCCUACCACCCUCCUUGCUCCGUGUGUAGCUGCUCUGUUUGUUUUAAGGAGCGACGGGACUCAAAACGGUCCCACAGCGUGGACUAUGAACCUGUCAGGGCCAGGACUUGUUGUGCAAACAUUUCGAAGGAAGCUGGGGAAGAAAAUGGGUUCUAUCACACAUUAGGAAAAUCUUUUCGCUCCUGGUUUUGCUCCAGAUCUUUGGAUGAGUCAAGUCUGAGGAAGCAAAUUGAAAGAGUGAGACCCUUGAAAAACACAGAAGGUUGGGCCACCAGCACUAUCUCCAUCCAGCCUUCCAGACACUCUAGUUUAGACAGGGAUCCCCAAGAGCCAUUUUCAACAAGAGAGCCAAGUUCAGACGAGGACGUGUUUGUGGAAACUUCUCAGAAGCAUUUGGAGUGGCUGAGAGCACCAGCCACCGCGAAACAUCUCCGUGGAGACCAUCACGGAGAAACUGGGAGGAAUGGCGGUGGGGAUUGUCUGGGUAGCACCCAUACUCCUGAGGAGUGUGCGGCUGCGGGUGCCUUAGGAGAAGGGAAGCCUUCUGCUCGUAGAUCACUGAGGAGGAUUUCUACGGUUGAUUCCACAGAUUCCAUCCCAGAUGACACAAUUCCUGUCGAAGGACAACAGCCCGACGUUUUGGAUUCCAGGGCCUUUAUGCGCUACUACCACGUGUUUCGCGAAGGCGAGCUCUGUGGCCUGCUGAGGGAAAACGUGUCAGAGCUCCAUAUCCUGAGCUCUGGGAACGACCAUGGCAACUGGUGCAUCAUUGCCGAGAAAAAGGAGACCUGUGAUUGACUGGCUCAUCUCAGACAGCUCCUCCGGAGAUGCGCCACGCUCCUGUCCCCGGCGUUGGGAUGGCUACCUGACUUUGCAUCCACUUCCAUUAUUUUUUAACCCAUGCAUGCUCUGGUCUGUAGAGACUAUGGAAGGUCAUCUUUUGAAUCUGCGUAAACACAGAGCCGGGCAUCUGAAGCAUUUGGCGAAGGGUAUUUGUGAUUCAGUGUUGAUGGAAGAGAUCUGAAGAAGCAGCGUGCAGUGAGCUUCAGUACAGUUUGGGGUUUUUCCCCCCUGAAAGAUGAAAUUAUUAUGAGACUACAUGUGUAUAGUUUUUCAGUCUUAUAAACUGAUUUUAAAAGAU